This is a messenger RNA of Anopheles gambiae (African malaria mosquito), 8585 nucleotides long. RefSeq lists its product as uncharacterized. NCBI's taxonomy places the organism in Eukaryota, Metazoa, Arthropoda, Insecta, Diptera, Culicidae. The transcript is spliced from 12 exons. The record is from RefSeq and is a predicted model, not a curated record. Bases 874 to 7863 code for a protein of 2329 amino acids.
CCGAUCGACGGUCGCGCACUCGGGAAAACUGGCCAGUGUGAGUUGGACGAUGGAACGCGUAACGUCUAAGCUCUGUGACUGAUAGAACGACCCCUUUGGUACUUAGUAGCUCACUCUCUAGAAGCUCCGUCGCUCUUCUAAGUAGGCGCUUAAGUACUCCGAAUAAAGUUCCCAGAAAAAGUGAGCAGGAACUGCUAACGGGAAGCAAGUUAUUUUCAGAUAGUUUCGUGAUUGUGUGUGUGUGUCGGUGGGGGCACGGUGUAUUAUAAUUUAUUCUCAUUUAAACUAAGUGUUUGCUACCGCUUAGGUUUGACGGCUCUCUUAGAGUAGCGUUGUAAAUUAAUUGUGCAAUAGUAGUGAGGCUUUUAGAGUGAUCGAUGACAUCACAAGGAAGGAGAUAGAGGGAAGGAAGCUACCCUAAGAUCAGAAGAGCAUCAGGAUCCAUCUCAUCCGAACGGCAAGAGUAAGCAACAUCUAUUAGCUUAAGUAACAGUUACUAAGUCGAAAAGUCGAAAUCGAAACGUAAUUAGCUACCUGUGUGGAAAUCGAAGUUGACGCCGGCACCGAAGUAAGAAAAAGAGUGAUUACACUGUGAACGUGCGCGGGUUGGUUGAAGAAUACCCGGCUACUUUGAUCAGAUCGUUAGUAACUACGGUUAGUUAAAUUGGAUGGUGCAACUGGAUGAUCACUGACAGUGCUGUGUGUUUGUGUGUGCCUGUGUCUAUGAGUGUAUAUAAGGGAGAAGGUGCGUGAGUGUUUGUGUGUUUAAGUCAACGGCUAGUACGUGUGUCCUUUGAGAAGGAUCUCAACUAGAAGUAGCUGUAGAAGCGAACUCCUGUCAGCAGCAGCGGAUACAUCAACGACAACAGCACCAUGGACAGAUCAAGCUACGGUGGACCCCCGCAGUCGACGAUCGGCAACUCGGCCCGCCGGAUACAGGCACAGCUGCCGGCGGAACCGCCGGCCUGCGUACAGAAUGCGAUGAUGCGGCGGGACAAGCAGCCGUUCACCUACACACCGGGCGGCAUCGAUCUGUCCCAGAUCAAAUCGCCCCGCAUGGCGAAGCGGAUAUCGCGCAACGCCAACUCGGAAGGUGUCACCGGUCAGCCCAAAGUGUCGCCAUUGGCACAGAACAAUGGCUCCAGCUACAGCAGCAAUGGCACUAGCAGCAGCAACGGCAACACCAGCUCCGUCUCACCGGCGGCAACGCUCGGUGCGGCGGCCAUGGGUAUGCCGUUCCAGGUAUUUCCUACAGGACCACCGGCACCACCGCCACCGCCACCGCCAACCGCGGGCCGCGUACUGCCAUCGAACGGUGGCAAUCGAUCGAUCCCGCCACCACCACCGCCGCCCGGUCCGGCCCAGCCCACCGCCAGCAGCUCGGACGCUCGCAAAUCCCCCCGACCACAGAGCUUCGAGCCGCCGCCGAUGGGCAUGCGGCCGGAAAUUAAGAUCCCCCCGAACCCGAUGGCCGCGUUGCGCAAAGCGCCACGACCGCAGCCGAAGAAUGACUUCUGGAUCGAGGAGUACCGGCGGGAGAAGCAGCAGGACGAGCGGCCGCAACAGAUUCCACGGCCCGUUCCGCCCAGCUACAGCUACACCAACCGAGAUCUGGACGACGAAGUUGCUAAAAACACAUUCAAUCGCACCGACGAGCUCACGGUCCGCGGGGACCACCCAUUGGCACAGCACCACCACCGCUCACCCAGCCCAUCCAAUCUAACUGUACCGCACGAGAGCGGGUCGCGCGGCUCAUCGUCGAUCAAAACGCCGCCCGUGUACGGGCAGAGUCCGGUGCCGGCCAACCUUCCACCACCGAUCACCCCGACCAAAGUGUCCGCCCAUCCGCCCGCCACCAAAGACUCGCCACCACCACCACCACCACCCGUUCGCCCCAAACCAUCCCUUUCGCCUGUGUCCACGAGUAAUCAGUACAGUGGCAGUACCACACCAACACCACUACACCAGCCGGGGGGCGGCAGCGCUGGCAAGGAACAGACGGCAGGCGUCAAGGCCGCAGCUGCGCCUCCACCGCCGCCACCACCACCACAUGCAUCAUCCUCAUCAUCGUCACACAAAGACACAGCUCAGUCGUCCGGUGUGUCCCCAUCCGUGUCAUCCGCCUCAUCCCCCGGCUCCCCUAAUCAGUCCCCAUCAUCGGCCAAACCGACUAGCACGCAGCGGCCGGCGGCACAGGCCCUUGGCUCGCUGUACAUACCGCCCAUACACGAGGUAUUUGCCAAUAGUAAGCAAAGUCUCUUAACCCAAGCGAGUCCGCCAUGGAUGUCGUCCCGGCACAAUAGCCUCAAGGAGCAGCCCGAAUGGGUGCACAAGGACGAGCAGGACUCGACCACCAACACGAACGCCACACAGUCACCGGAACAGUCGGUCGAACAGGAGCAGUCAUCGAAACCACCGGCCUCAUCUGCAUCCGGGUCGCCGCGAGCGCCCAGUGUCGCGAAGGAGAGUGUCGCCGCCACUAGUAAACCGGUUGAUUCUAUCGUCACAGCACCGACCGCGGUGUCGGCUAGGCAGGCCGUACCGUCGCAACCGCUCACACCGAACAGCAACCGCUCGGCAGCACCGGCGGCCGAUGUGUCCAACCCGGUCCAGCACCAGCAGACUGGUACGGCGUCGGCGCAGCAGCAGCAGCAGUACGGAAGCCAGCAGCAGCAGCAGCAAGCGGGUCGGGCCACCGGGGGCCUCCCAGCAGCGGGUACCGUGUCCAGCACGGUUACCAUGCCCGUGAACCGUGGCUAUCCACAGCAAGCACCAGUGUACGCGCAGGCACAACCCGUUUACUCCACUCAGUCGCCGGCAGGAACGCAAAAGGAACGUAUCAUACCGAUACAGAUCGAAAAGUCUCCGGUACAGGCGCCCGUCACUGCUCCGACGUUUGCACCGCCGCCCUACUACAGCCCCAGCGCUCAGUACGGUCCGGCCAGCGCGCAGAGCAGCAUGCAGUCCCCGAUCGCGGUCGGAUUUGCGACCCCGCACAGUGGAUUCACAACACCAACCGCCAUGUUUACCAAUCCGAACCAUUUCGUGAACCAAGGCUACAACAACAUCAGCUACCCGCCGACGCCGACCGGGCAGCCUCAUCCGCACUACCAGCACCAUCAGCACUAUGCGCCACCACAAACGCCACCGAUGCAUCAUCCGAUGCAUCCGCAGGCCCAGCAGCAGCGCAUGCAGCAGUCCACACCGACCCAGCAGGGCCAGCAGGUGACAAAUGUGCGCAUCGUACCGAUCAAGGUGGAGAGCGGUAGCGACCAUACCACUGUCCGGGGACCACUGUCUAACACGCCGGCCAUCAUUCAAAGUGGCGAUCGUAGCUACGUCAUUCACGAUAUCCCGCUAGAGGCUAAGCUUCGCUUUCUUAAAAAUAGACUCAGCGAUCCUCGAAGCAGCAGCAACGCUCAGUCAUGGAAUGGCAACAAUGCACCGAACCAGUCGCGUUCGUUCCGGGUGCUGCAGCAAAUCACGGACACGCUGGACGAAGCCGAGGCCGAAAAGAAUGCCAAGGAACAGUCUAAUAAUCAGAGCGAUCAAGCCGACGGUGCCAAGCAGCAGUACAGUCGCUCGACCGCUCAACAGCAAGAUGCAGCCGAAGGACAGCUGCGUCGAUUACAGCUCAGCUACGAAGAUAAAGCGUUGAUGAAUAGAGUAAAAAAUCAAGUCGACGGAGAGGUGUAUCUCCAUAACGAAGAAGAUCCACGCUAUCGCGGUGCCGCCAUACCGUCCAAAGCGUUCAGGUAUCUGCAGAACAUGACCGACAGUGGUCAGGCUGCGAACCAAAGCAACAACGGCUCUGGAAAUCGUGCGCAACAGAUGUUCAACAAAGCAAACUAUAGCGAUUCAGAUGGAGAUACGCAACAAUCGCAGCAGUACGUGCCGCCGAGCGAACAGAAGGUGGAGGAACCAAAGAAGUACACCGGCGGUUCCAUCCCGAGCCGCUCGUUCAAGAUGCUCCAGGCAAUGACGGACGCACCAGCCGAUCCAAAUUCCUCCGACAGUGAGGGCUGCCCUAGUGUAAAGCUGCCGCACGGCAGUGGCACAGACAUUCGAUACUCUCCCUAUCCCUAUCCUCCGCAACCCUACUACUGCUGUCCUAAUCCCAAUUGGCAUUACUACGAUCCCACCACUAACCCCCAGUACUAUCCCCCGCAUCAUCCACCACCACAUCCACCCCCGCAUGCCCCCGGGUACUACUACCCCCCUUUACCACCGCCCCCGCCCGGUCAUUACGAUCGGGGCGGCGGCUUUUACGGUGGAUACAUGUCACCGCACCACUUUUACUACGCACCGGAGCCCUGUUCUCCGUGCACACCGCCCCCGUACUAUCAGCUUGGCCAGCCGCAGACCGCGUACUGUGAGCCACUGCCAAGCGAGGCGAUCCACACGUACGUGAUCACGACGCCACCGCCGCGUAUCGUUGUCACGCCAACGCCGGACGACUCCUGUUCGGACAGCGAGCUCCAGGCGAUCAAGGAGCAGCUGGGCGAGCUGCGCGAUGUACCGAGCGAGUUCGGCGAAGUCGAACCGGCCGAUUACGGUGGCCCCAUUUCGUUGGUUCGCUCGCAGUCCAGCCUGAAGCGGCUGUCGGAGCGGUUGAACAAUUUUAACAACGGCGACGGCCAGGACGGUGGCUCCGCGAAAUCUUCUGUGCGCUGUUCGCCCUGUAGCCCGUUGAAUGAGCGGUACCGUACGUACGAGGAGAGCACCUCCUCGGUGCCUUCGUCUCAGUCUGAGGCUUCAGACUCGGAGGACGAAGGUGCGCCGCGGUCGAAGACGGUGGGCUCAAGGACGCCAGUGCACGGUAGUGGCCGUGUGAAGGACGUGAAGGAGUCAGUUCGCGGGGAGAAAACACCCGAAAAGAAGGGACAGGAAGAGAAGGAAGAAGAGAAAGAGGAGGAUGAUGAAGAAGAGGAAGAUGAUGAGGAGGAUGAAGAAGAAAGUGAAGACGAAGAAACGGUUGGGUACGAGCGGCAGAACGGUGAUCCACAACCGGUCGAGGAACACUUGCCACAUCAGCUGAGCGUGAUCUUCGAGGAGGAAAGUGUAUACGGUCAGUCAACGGUAGCGAGCCGCCGAACGAGCGUUUGUAGCAACAGCUCCACUCUCAGUGAUUGUUCCUCCACACUGGCUAACGAGUUGGAUGAUGAUAGGGACGAAAACGGACAGCCGAGUGGUAAUCGUACGGACGACGAUAUUGAUCGGCUCGACGACACGGACAUGGUGGACAAGUCGCUAGUUUCAGUACGUCUACCGCUGAAGCUGUCAUUUAGCAAGUCACCCAACAAUGAGGAUAUUGCAACGCUAGUCGUUGGGGAAAGCGAAAUUACCGACACGAAGGAGAAACUUGGAGGAAGUAAACGAUCGGAACAAGCGCAGGAGGAAGAUAGUGGCGAAGAGAGCGAUACGGAGGAGGAGGAAGACUCCGAAGAAGAGAGUGAAGAAAGCUCGGAAGAAGAAACGGAAACGGAUGGCGAAGAGAAGGCAAACGAUGAGAAGAAGGAAAUUCAGGUUAGUGCAUCAACUGAGGAGCAGUCGAAUGAGGCAGAUACCGAUGUGACCGUAACCAUAACGAUACCGUCACUUUCGAGCAAGGGGAAAUUAAACGAGCGAGACAGCUCGAGUCGUCCAGAUGCGGCAAAGGAUCAGGUGCCCGUGAAAACGCCAUUUAAAAUUGAUUAUGAAGAAGAUUCUGAGGUGUCAGUGUCAGUCUCGUUACCACUAAAACCUAAGGGUAGCUCAUCGAGCGAUAUUGCGAAACAAUCUGAACAGGAAUCGUCAGUGAAAGAGGAGACGGAAACAGCUGACGCUGCUGAAGAAGAGGAAGAAGUAGACUUUUGGAGUCAGAUUGGAGAUGAAGAUGACUAUCAGCGACCGGUACGAUCGUACUCGAGAGAUAUGUGGAGUAGUCGCGAGUUUAGCGUCGAUCGGCAGAGUGUCUGGAGCCAAGAUGCAGAAGAGGAUGGUGAAGGGGCAAGCACUGACUUCUGGAGUGCUGAGAACGGCCCGACUGAGGCAUCGGAUAUGUGGAACUUUGGAAAACGUGAACCGUCACUGCCGUCAGCAGUGCAAGAGAACAGCGGUGAUGUUGGUAAGGUUGAGAAGGAGGAAGAUAAUAGUAAGGACUCGCUGGACUACUGGCAGAAGGAGAACGAACGACUGGUUAAAGAUCUGUACGAACGUCGAGCGAGUGAGGUAGUGGUAGGUAGUGAACGAGGAGUUGCAUCCAGCGGCGGUAUUGCAAAGGAUGAGAAUAAUAAUAAGGCGUGCGUGGCACAACAGAACAACAAAACGGCGCAAAGCGAUCGUAAGACUGAAGAUCACAGUGCGGAAGAAGAGGAUGGUUCCGAUUCCGAGAGUGAUAAUGAUAGUGAAGAGUACGAAACGUCCAACACAUCGAAGGAAGACUCGGAAGCGGAGCAAGAUGUUGGGGAAGCUGUGCCAAAACAGGGCGAAGCUACAAAGCAGCUCAAAGAGGAAGUGACACAGGGUAUGGGCGGUAGCACUGCUACCGUCAGCAAUGAUGCCACAAAGGAUGAUACGUCGGCAGGUAUGAUCGACAAGAUGGAACGGGACAAGAAGCUGUCUGUGAAGGAGCGGAUAUCACUGUUCGAGACGCAGGCAGUGCCCUCGCUGGAGGUCGUAACGCCGAACGGGCGCGGUACAGCUAGCACUCCGACGAUCGGUAGCCGACUGCGACCACUGUCCCGACAGCGGCAGUUCUGCGAAGAGUCCGAAGCGGAGGACGACUCCGGCGUAACGUCGGACAUGAGCAAACACAUCUCGGAGGUGGAGACAGACUCCGAGUGCUUCCCGGAGAUGCGCAAGAUGACACGGUAUCAACGUGCGGCCACACAUUCCAGGUUAUUUAAGCUUUUGCAGGACGAAAGUAACAACGGUGAUAGCGACGAAGAGGAGGAGGAAGAGCAGGAGCAGGAGAAGGAAACUUGUAAAGAUAAGGGCAAUAAGCGGGAGCAGAAGCAUGGCAAGCACGCAACGGACGUGGCGCCUACGCACGAACCCACCGGUCCUAAGCCGGUCCAAUCCGUCACGAAUGGUCGUAAGGUAGCGUCGGAAGAGAACGGCAGCAUUCAGAACGGCAUCGCAGUGGAAGGAAGGCGCGAUCGCCUAACGCUCCCGAUCAGCCACCAAUCCUCGUCCGGCAACGAUAGCCUGUCCUCGUCUACCUCGUCGGCGUCUCCUGUAUCAGGAACGCUGCACAACGAAAAGCUUGCCGAAGAGCUAGUACAAAGUUUGCUGAUGAAGAAGAAGGGACGCUUGUUCCGCAAUCUGCCGCUGGAAAAGCUGCACGCCGCUGCCCUGAAGAUACUGCAGGAGGAUCUGGAAUCGAACGGUACGAUCAGCUCGACCGAGGACAACAUGGUGACGGUCGACUCGACGCCCGCAUUAACGCCGCAGGAGUUCAAGAGCGAGUACCCGACCUCGUACGCCGACUACUACGACACGUGGUGCAGUGAUUCGAUGCAGCCGAACGGGUGCCACUCGGACACUGGGUCCGACUGCGGGAUGGUGAAGAUGUUCCGCACCGUGCCGGAGCAUCAGCUGGCACUUGGCAAGAAGGAUUCGCGCAUGGGCAGCAAUGGGCAUUGGUCGCCGCGUUGUCCACGGGUAUUUAGCAACAAGAGCGUACCACGCCUGAUGGGUGUGCGGGAGGGUGCGGAGCUGGUGGAACAGUCGCGCGGCUCUCGGCCACCGUCCCGCGCGUCCAGCAAUCGCUCGCCGUUCACCGUAAUGAUGCCGGGCGCUGGCCAACCGUAUGGAACCGCAAGUCCGAUGGACGAGUGUCCUAGUCGAAGUGCUGCCAACCGACAGUUUAAACUGCAAUAGUUAUUGUAGAGUGUAUUGUGGAGUCGCCGCUAACACUGCCAACUACUGACAAUAAUUGCCGCCCACUGCCCCGCACAAACGGUGCCUACUGCGAUCGAAACGAUGGUGUGUGAUGAGCGAAACGAAACGGAAUGUGAACUGAAUUGGAAUCCGAGCUGAACCGGGCACUUAGUGUACUGUUUCGACGUCUAGUGUCUGCUGACGGACCGUACUGGAGGACGCAUUUAGUAGCGGCCACGCACUUGGUGUACAUAUGUUUCUAUGUGUAUAUAUAUAGGAGUAUAUCUAUGAGAUGAAAUGCUACUCUCGCGCAGGGGUUGCCUCGUAGAAACAGGCACACAAAACACACGCACACACCACUCACCAGAAUUAGGACGUGGUAGCUGACAUUGGUCGCCUACUGCAGCUCUUACAGUCUCAUAUCCCGUCACUCUCCUGCCAUCAUAAUUAGACGAUCCCUCGAACCUUCCUUCCCUAUUUAACGCCACUCUCCCAAUCCAGGCAUGUGUACCCUGUUGCUCUAUGUUUGUGCUAGUAGGUCUCAUGUUUGCCCCAUUUCUGGACGCGUUCGCCACGACCAUUGGCUUCAUUGGCUACGACCGCGCGGAAGCAGAACGCCCAUUUGAAAAGAAAAAAAAACAUACAAACCAAUCUGUUGUUCAUCCCGCUCAGUACCAAGUACCAUCUGCUGCUCCACAUCGCCCCCAAAAAAAAACAAGAAA